Messenger RNA from Prunus armeniaca (apricot), 528 nucleotides. The record is from the annotation of a GenBank genome assembly. NCBI's taxonomy places the organism in Eukaryota, Viridiplantae, Streptophyta, Magnoliopsida, Rosales, Rosaceae.
AUGGUACAAGAAGGGAUUGGGUUGGGGCAUAAAAUUUCAACAAGAGGUAUUGAGGUUGACCGUGCAAAAAUUGAGACUAUAGAAAAGCUACCACCCCCUUCUAUAGUGAAAGGAAUUCGGAGCUUCUUGGGACAUGAAUAUUUGGAGGCAUUUAAUUUAUUGAAGGAGAAGCUCACCACUACGCCAGUCAUUAUUGCACCUGAUUGGGAAUUACCAUUUGAGAUUAUGUGUGAUGCAAGUGACUAUAUUAUUGGAGCGGUCUUGGGUCAAAGGAAGAAUAAAUUACCACAUGUGAUUCACUAUGCGAGUUGUACGUUGAAUGAUACCCAAUUAAAUUAUGCCACUAUGGAAAAUGAAUUGUUAGCAAUGGUAUUCGCAUUGGAUAAAUUUCGUUCUUACUUAUUGGGUGCACAAGUAAUUCUGUAUACGGAUCAUGCGGCUUUGAAAUUUUUUCUUGCCAAGAAGGAAGUAAAACCGAGACUAAUUCGAUUGGUUUUAUUGCUUCAAGAGUUUGAUACUGAAAUUUGA